Messenger RNA from Nothobranchius furzeri (turquoise killifish), 3334 nucleotides. RefSeq lists its product as uncharacterized. The record is from RefSeq and is a predicted model, not a curated record. Lineage: Eukaryota; Metazoa; Chordata; Actinopteri; Cyprinodontiformes; Nothobranchiidae.
AUUAUCUAUGAAAGAUUAAAUGCUUUGUGGAGUAAAAUAACAGGAAUUUCUGGGCCAAACCCAUCCUAUUUCAUAGGCACAUCUCUGGCGUUUAUAACAAAUCAAACCUUUUGAAAAUCGGUUUAAAACUGAGCAAGUUAGUUUUAAUUAAAUAGUACAUGCACCAUUCACCCUAGUGCAAAGAAAGGGGUCAGCUGUAUGAGGUAAGAUGGCCGCCACGUUCCUGCGUCGCAUCCCAUUGGCGAACAGCGGGGAGGAGGCGUCUAGUGUUUUUAUACAUAUCUAUGCUGCUAAUCUCGAACAAGGCCACUUGCUCGGCUGGAAAUUGAACCGGAAGUUGUAGACUAGCCUCCCAGCGAAAGUGCUAAGUUUAGCUAGCCUUAUGUUCAGGUAUAUAUGUCGAUGGUUCAGGCCCACCUUGUGCGCAUUUUCUUGUUGUAUAAAUGAAAAAUAUUGGACCCCCAAUUCAGAGUCUGGUCGUAUACAUUUUUCACCUAUUCGUCUUGGCAAUCGCAGUUUUGUCAUGUAACCAUACAAGUUAUGUCGUUGUGCUACAAAAACAUCGCGGUAACAUUCAGUAAACACUCGACUUUUCCUUCACAUCUUGGUAAAAUUAAUCGACAUGAGCUUUUUACCAUUUUUACAUUUAUUACUAUUUUGGACUCACUAAUCCUCACCGUAGAGGACCGAGGUUUCUGUCUGCCUCUGAAUCCAAGGACGUGGAUAUGCCUGGUAGUUGCUGCUGCGUCAAGGACUGUCACAGUCGUUCACACGACAAGACGGGAGAGAAAGUGGACAACGGAGUCAAAUUUUAUCGCUUCCCGAAGUGGAGAAAACAUCACGGUAAAAGUGUGGAGGAGCUCACAAGGAGACGCCAGAUGGCGUGGAUAGCUGCAGUGAGAAGGAAAGAUCUGACUUUCAACUACAUUCCUCCAUCAAAGAGGGUGUGUUCUCUUCAUUUCUACUCAGGAAAACCAGCUGAGGAAACUCUGGAGACACAUCCUGACUGGGUACCCUCUUUGCACUUGGGCCACAAUGAAGUGAAAGCAAACAACAUUGAGAGAUUUCUUCGUCAAGAAAGGCGACAAGACGUGAAAGUACCCACUACAACGCAGAAUGUGGGAACGUGGGCUCCUCUUGUGGCAAAGUGCAAAACAAAAGACGAACAGGAGGGGGUACCUCACACAGUCGAGGUGGUGCUAAGUGAUGAUGAAGAACAGAUGAACCAAGAGGAUAUUGGUCUUCUGCGAACUAUCGAUGAUGAAAGUACAGAGGAUGUAAUGUCUGACCAACGUAGGCAUGAUGAAAUCAGGAAUCUGCUGGAGGAACACAAACAUCUGGAAAAUGAAUUUGCUGAGCUCAAACUGGCAGAACAAUACCUGAAGGAUGAUGAGAAAGUGAAAUACUACACGGGGCUUCCGAAUUUCUCCACCUUUCAGGUUUUGCUGCACAAUGUUAUGCCUUUUCUUCCUUUCCUGCCUCAUGGAGAAGCAAAGCUGAGUCAUUUUCAGAUGGUCCUUCUCACCUUCAUGCGUCUGAAGUUGGGCUUACCGAUGGAGCACAUCAGCGGUCUGUUUGGUCUGCAGCCUGCUACUGCUAAUGCUGCGUUUGAGGACACCAUUAGUGUUUUGUAUGCAUGCCUGGCUUCACUAGUGAGCUGGCCGGACAGAGAGAGGUUGGGGAGCAGCAUGCCUCAACAGUUUAUGGAGACAUUUGAAGGAGUCUUUACUGUUAUUGUUGAAUGCUUUGAUGUUUCUAUAGAAACACCUUCAGAUGUCGAGGCAACACUUAGGCUGAAAUAUCUUAUCGGCAUCUCUCCACAAGGAGUUAUAUCUUUCGUUUCCAGCGGGCUGACUGGGUGCAUGAGUGAUAGGGAAAUCGCCCAGAGCUGUGGUUUACUCGACUAUCUUCUCGUGGGUGAUAUCGUGUUGGCAGGUCGAGGGUUUGAUGUGGAGAAAAGUGUGGGAAUGAUGUGCGCCGAAGUAAAAAUGCUGACCAAUGGUCGCCAUCACCUGUUGCCAAAGACCGCAGAGGAAACUAAACGGGUUUCACAUCUCAAACCCCAAAUCCAGAAAGUCAUCGGUGUUGUGUGCAACACGUACAAAAUAUUAUCCUCAGACAUUCCCGUCAGGAUGAUCGAGUCCUGCGAGGGUGAGAGCGUGACGUUUCUAGACAAAGUUGUAACGGUUUGUUGUGCUGUCACAAACAUGUGUCUAAAGAUGGGUUCAGUACCUGCAGGAGGCGAGUUCCUGAGUAGUCUCAGUACUCAUGGAUGAGUUUAUGAUCUAAUGACCCUCACUUUCAGAGUCAGAAGACUCCAAAGCAUAACAUUCAUUCAUUCAGACACUGGUGAUGAUGAUCUAAAACGUAGCCACAGCUGCCCUGGGGCACACUGACGGAGGCGAGGCUGACGAGAACAGGCGCCACCCGUCCCAACCACCACCAGCAGGCAAGGUGGGUGAGGAGUCUUGCCCAAGAACACAGCGGCAGCAUUCUCUGGUCGGAGCCGGGAUCGAUCCUACAACCUGAUUACCGGACAACCUGAGCUACUGAGUUACUGACUCAUAUUAAACUCUGCAACCAUGGUCACUCGUAAAUUAAUGUUUUAUUAUUUACACUGUAAAAAAAUCUGUGGAAAACCAGAAAAUGUUCUGAUAAUUUUCUGUCUGGGUUCAGUUUUUCCUAAUGCUGAUUUCAGUAAUAAAAUAUAAAACUACAGGUGAAAUAUCUGUGAAAGGUCAAAGCUAAAUUCUCAUGUCAUCCAUAUUUGUAGUCUUAUGUGUUUAUUAUUAAUGUGUAAAUCAUAUAAAGAUGUUAGGAAUUUAUAAAAAUUCUCCUUGAAAAUACCUCAAAAUCCUAAAUUUAGUGCAAAAAAUGGAAACCUUGUCUAACAUGAGGGCAAAAGCAUUAGCAGCAGUAACCAGAAUAAAUCAGUAAAGGUUUAAAACGGUAUUUUUUUUAAUGUUUAGGUUUCUGUUUAGUGUUUAAGAUUUAAAAAAAGAUUUUUGAGUUGUUUACUUAAAUACUUCUGAGGGUUUCUGCUGAGAUUAUUUGGAAUUUGACUGAUUUUUACCAACACAACCCCUUAAGACAAGUCAGUAAAUCAGCAACAUUCAUUUGCAUCAGAUGACACUAAAAUGGAAUAACCCCACAUUUCAAUCUUUUAGACAUACAGCUGAUUUUUUUGGAGGUGAAGUAGAAAUCUGCUCAUUUUGAACUUUUGCUUUUUGGUCUAAAUGUUCUGGCUGAUGGCCGUUUAUAUCGUUUUGUUGUUAAAGAAAGAUGAUAAUUGUAUAAAUGUCUCAUUUAUCCUAUUAAAUUGUUGCUUCUCUCA